GUCAGCGCGAGGCGGCGAGCGGAAUGCAGCGGCCGGAGGCCUGGCCACGUCCGCACCCGGGGGAGGGGGCCGCGGCGGCCCAAACCCGGGGCCCGGCACCGCCCGCCGGGGCCGCGGAGCCCACGGGGCUGCGGUUGCAGGACCCUUCUCUCUACACCAUCAAGGCUAUUUUCAUCCUGGAUAAUGAUGGGCACAGGCUGCUGGCCAAGUAUUACGAUGACACAUUCCCCUCCAUGAAGGAGCAGAUGGUCUUCGAGAAAAACGUCUUCAACAAGACCAGCCGGACUGACAGUGAGAUUGCAUUUUUCGGGGGCAUGACCAUCGUCUACAAGAGCAGCAUUGACCUCUACCUGUACGUGGUGGGCUCAUCCCAUGAAAAUGAGCUGAUGCUCAUGUCUGUUCUCACCUGCCUGUUUGAGUCUCUGAACCACAUAUUGAGGAAGAACGUGGAGAAGCGCUGGUUGCUGGAGAACAUGGACGGAGCCUUUUUGGUGCUGGACGAGAUUGUGGAUGGCGGUGUGAUCUUGGAGAGUGACCCCCAGCAAGUGAUCCAGAAGGUGAAUUUUAGGGCAGAUGACAGCAGUUUGACUGAACACAGCGUGGCCCAGGUUCUUCACUCUGCCAAGGAACAAAUUAAAUGGUCGUUACUGAAAUGAAGGCUGUGGAUUCAAGGCUUCCUCCCCCAGACCAUUUCCCCAAGCCUAGGAAAAGCCCAAAGACCCCAGAGAACAGGAGAGACCCCUCUGUGUCCCCAGUCCCCUUCCAGAACUGACUGCUGUGGUCUCCGGACAGGGACUCUUGAGAUGCAAAGGUUUGGCCCCAACACUGAGUCACCCCUUCUCACCACCCUGCCUUGCCCCCUGGGUCAUGGGAGUCAGCUGAGCUGCCUGAAGUCAGACCUUAGGCAUCUGGGGACCCAGGACCCUAAUAAAAUCUGCUUUUGUGUCCUGC
Messenger RNA from Choloepus didactylus (southern two-toed sloth), 951 nucleotides. RefSeq names its product COPI coat complex subunit zeta 2 (gene COPZ2). Gene Ontology annotation, biological process: intra-Golgi vesicle-mediated transport; retrograde vesicle-mediated transport, Golgi to endoplasmic reticulum; intracellular protein transport. The record is from RefSeq and is a predicted model, not a curated record. NCBI's taxonomy places the organism in Eukaryota, Metazoa, Chordata, Mammalia, Pilosa, Megalonychidae. Gene Ontology annotation, cellular component: COPI vesicle coat. The coding region runs from base 24 to 656 and encodes 210 amino acids. The transcript has 9 exons.